AUGACUGUACAGGAUAGUGCGGAAAGUAAACGAAAGUUACGAUCGAAUGAUGACAGUAGUCGAAUUGCGAAUACCGCACUUUUUAACUUUGAUAAUAUUAAUCAAAUCCUUUAUCGUGAUAAAUCUAUAACCGUUACUACUGAAUUAUCAUUUACUAAUCCUUAUGUUUAUAAUGGAAAUAUUGAUAUUAAUAAGAAGAAUAGUACAACCUCAAAAGUUAGUAAUGUUCAAGUAACUCAUGAUUUAAUUCCUAGAAGAUCAUCGAAAUUAAAUGAUCCCCUUGAUCCAUCUAUUUAUGAUAUAUUUCAUAAGAAGAUGAAAAGGGAUGAAAGAAUUAUGGCUAAUGAAGAUCGUCUGAGAAUUUUAUCUGAAGUAGAUAAUUUACAAUCUCAAUUACAAUUACUUCAUCAAUAUGAUUGGAUUCGUUAUUUACCAAGUAUAUGUUAUAUUAAUAAUCCUCAAGAUUAUGAUGAACUAGAACAAAAAUUAGCAUUAACAAUUACAGAAUUAGAUAAAUUAAUUAGAAAACAUGAUAAUUGGAGAAGAAGAAAUGAUGCAUUGAAUAAUGAAAUUAAAGAAUUCGAUACUGGAUUGCGUCAUGUAGUUAUUGAACAUGAUGAGUAUACUGCUGAUAUUGCUACUCUACGAGAAAGAAGAAGAGUGGAAAGACGUAAGAGAUUAGGUCCCACUAUUAGGCUUAAACUUCAUAAUGGCUAUACAUUAAUAAUAGACCCUAUACAUCCCCCGACUGUAUUG
Messenger RNA from Scheffersomyces amazonensis, 756 nucleotides. RefSeq lists its product as uncharacterized. The annotation marks the transcript as partial. Gene Ontology annotation, molecular function: histone acetyltransferase activity. Gene Ontology annotation, cellular component: SAS acetyltransferase complex. Lineage: Eukaryota; Fungi; Ascomycota; Pichiomycetes; Serinales; Debaryomycetaceae. The transcript has a single exon. The record is from RefSeq and is a predicted model, not a curated record.